AUGCCGGAGGGGGGGUGGUGGACGUGGCCGGUGGAGACGAUGACGGGAGGCCGAUGUCAGCAGCGGCGGAAUAUGACGGUGGCGAUGGGUUGCGGGGUCCAAGAGAAACCAUGCCCAAUAUCUAGGGUUUCUUCUAAGUCCCCAACCAAAACGCCCUCGAAUCUCGAGAAAAUUACUCCAAUUACCAUUGAUUUCUAUAUACAGGCCAAAAAAGCUCUAUCCAAGCGUUCGCCCUUCGAUUCCGAGGAUGUCCAGGUUUCCACUGUCCUCAGUCUUCCCAGUGGGUUGGCCAGCUGGUUGUCGAAGUAUUCCGAUGGUCGGAAACUGCAGAAGAAGUCGCAUUCGGGAUCGGAAAAGAAGGGGUCGACGCCCAAUGGGUCUGAGAAAGUCCGUGGAUCAAACAUUUGGGUUGAGACCGAAGAGUAUUUCAGAGAAUUAACUGUGGAUGAUAUUGAAAAAUUGUGUGAGGUAUCAAAAAUCGGGUUUUCGGGUACUGAGAAGUGUUUUCGAAUUCCGUCACGGGGAAAUGAAAGCAGUGUUCGAGAUUACACGUGCAAUGGUCACAUUGCAGACAACCCCAGUGGUGUUAGUGGAAAUGGGGUUGAAUUGGAUUCCAGGGUCGGUGUGAAAGGAGAGGCUGAAGAGGAAAGUGAGCAGUUUAUGGAAGUUGAUACUGUAGGAGCUAAUGAAUUGGUUCAACAAGAUAAGGGUAGUUCUUUGCCUCAAUCAUCGGUGCCUUGUAGUGGUUUCGAAUGGUUAUUAGGUUCUAGGAGUAAGAUUUAUCUCGCCUCAGAGCGGCCUAAUAAGAGACGGAAGCUUUUAGGUGGGCAUGCAGGGUUAGAUAAACUACUGGUUGCUUGUCCAGUUACAGGGUCAUCUUCUUUAUGCCAUUAUUGUAGUUUGGGUGACAUGGGCGACCAGUUAAACCGGAUUAUUGUUUGUAAUUCUUGUGGUGUGGCAGUUCAUUGGAGAUGUUAUGGUGUGCAUGAUGAUGUGGAUGGUUCUUGGUUAUGUUGUUGGUGUAAGCGGAGGAAAGAGGUUCUAGCUAGUGAUAGGCCUUGUUUACUUUGCCCUAACCAGGGUGGUGCUUUGAAACCUGUUCGGAAGAGGGGUUUUGGAAGUGAAAAUGGCGGGUCAGUGGAGUUUGCUCACUUGUUUUGUUGUCAGUGGAUGCCUGAGGUCUAUGUAGAGGAUACUAGGACAAUGGAGCCGAUUGUAAAUCUUGAAGGAAUGAAAGAAACUCGGAAAAAAUUAAUUUGUUAUUUAUGCAAGGUGAAGUGGGGUGCCUGUGUUCGGUGCUGUGACGUUCCAGAGCAUCCAGCUAAUUUAGUUGAAAGCUUAGGAAUUGGUACAUAUGCAAGCAACCACCCUGCCGAUUAUGCGCAAUUCCCUGGAUUUACUAUAGUGGGUACCACUAGGGUGGUUUUACUUUUCCAUUUUCCGGGUUGCAAUGUUCAUGGAUCGGUGAAUUUCAAUAUCAAAGUGGCCAUUCCUUUCAGUGUACUGGAGCUUGCAGAACUUCUUUCCAUCCUCUAUGUGCUAGGGAAGCAAGACAUAGAAUGGAGAUAUGGGGCAAAUUUGGAUAUGGUUGAGCUAGGCGCGUUUUGCUCAAAGCACUCGGAUGCCCAGAAUAAUUGCAGCACCCAACAAGUAGGGGAACUGUCUGCAGCAAAUGGUUUUGAUUCCUGCAUGUCUGAACAGCGGCUAACAGUAUCAACUGUGAACAAACCACCUAAGUUAAGGAUUGGCCGAAGACGUGGAGAUACAAAUGCUGUCCACGGUGAAACAACAGAAAAUGACUUGGAUAAGUUGGGCAGGAGCAUAUUACCUGAGGAUGGGUUGUCAGAUACCAGUUCAAAUUCCAAACUUGGGCGAGAAUAUAGUGAUGCUCAGGAACCUGGUAGCAUGGAUAUGUUAGUUAGGGACAGAAGUGAAGACGUUAACAUAUCUGAGACUCUAAACUUCAUGUUGAUUCUGAAGAAGGUGCAGUGA
Molecule: messenger RNA, 1992 nt
Organism: Ilex paraguariensis (yerba mate)
Lineage: Eukaryota; Viridiplantae; Streptophyta; Magnoliopsida; Aquifoliales; Aquifoliaceae
Source: the annotation of a GenBank genome assembly